Molecule: messenger RNA, 1394 nt
Organism: Paramecium sonneborni
Lineage: Eukaryota; Ciliophora; Oligohymenophorea; Peniculida; Parameciidae
Source: the annotation of a GenBank genome assembly
UAUGAACUCUGGAUUGAACAACUAAAAUUCUUUAUUGUAGCAACUAACUCCUGCUUAACUUGAGGAAUAUUCACAACAGUUUAGGUAUGAUUAUAUACACAUUUCAACCUUAUUGUAUAACCUGAUUAGCUUUUAUAAUACAUUCGGCAAUUAAUUACUUAUUUUAGAUAAUAGCAAUUUUUGAGUGCUUUCCUGAAUCUUAAGACAUUAGUAUUUCCAGGCUUAUUCUAACAAUUUUAAGAGAAUACCAAUAGAACCCCCCAAGCAUCAGAUCUGUUAAAUAGUAAUUUUGGUAAGAUAUAAUCAAGUUCAUCUUUAAUUAUGAUCUAAUGACCUUAUAGUUUUUUUAAUUUACCUUAUUUUAUUGUAGGUUUUGGAAGUGUGCCAAAUUAAUUGGAUUAUUCAAAAUUAUUACAGAAAAGCCUUUAGAUGACAAAUGCAGCUUCUUUGAAUCCUUAUCUAUCUAAUUAAUUGUUUUGUUAAGUAGGAUUAGGGAAUUAAAAGAAAACUAAUAAUAUUCAUAAUCCAAUUACUGUUGAAGAUGAUGAACCAUAAUAAGUUUAGAAAUGUCACAAUUAAAAAUGCAAUAAUAAAGGUGAUCGAAAAGCUAAAUCAAAAAACGGUGAUGCCCUUUAAUUUUGUGAAAAAUGUUUGAGAUUAUACACUCGUGGAAAUUAUUGUGAUUUUUGUGAAUAGGUAUUAAGAAUUAAUAUAGAAUUUCUUUAGGUAUAUACAAAUGGUAUUAAUGAUUAAGAUGAAUAAGAAUGGAUAUAAUGUGAUAUUUGUGAAAAAUGGGUAAUCUUUUAAAUAAUUUUAAAGAACCACUUAAAUUGUGAAGCUAAAUUUAGGAAUCAAAACAUUAAAGAAGAAACUGAAAAUAAAGUUUAUCAUUGUUUAAAUUGUUCUAAAUCUAUAAAGAAACAAUAAUAAUAGACAAAUAAUUCUCAAUAGCAAAAGAAAUAGGAAAAAUCUAAUGAAGAAUAUUAACCUAAAUAGAGAUAAAUAAUAGAAUGUGAGGAUAAUAGAAUAAAAGAAAAAAACAUUAAUUUUGUAGCAACUAAAGAUAACAAAGUUUAAUUUAGUAAAUUAAAUUAUUUAUAAAUUUAUUAGCAUUCAGAUUGAAUCUGUAUGAGGAUGAAAUUAAAUAAGAUUUAGAUUUUCUUCGAAACGCUGGAAAAAAAUUGAUAAAGAAGUAAAAUUAAAUAGAUUCUCCUUAAAUGAAAAUUAAUACUAUGCAAUAUUAAUAAUUAUAAUAAUCAUAAUAAUAAUAAGAUGAGAAGGUAGUAAUUCUAUAUAUUUUAAAAUAGAAUUCUGAAUUUUAAGUAAAUAAUAGAUUGAGAACAAGACCAAAUAAUAAAAAUAAAGUGAAUUACAGAUAUUUAGGGGGUGAAUGA